Messenger RNA from Paracoccidioides brasiliensis Pb18, 603 nucleotides. RefSeq lists its product as uncharacterized. The record is from RefSeq and is a predicted model, not a curated record. Bases 1 to 603 code for a protein of 200 amino acids. Gene Ontology annotation, molecular function: calcium ion binding. The transcript is spliced from 2 exons. Gene Ontology annotation, cellular component: extracellular exosome; endoplasmic reticulum-Golgi intermediate compartment.
AUGAUUGCGCUCUUGUUGACUUUCCUGGCAGUGUCACAGCUAUGUCUGGCGCAUGGCUCACGCUCAGAUGAUCUAAGCAACAUCAAAGACUGGGCUACCCGGCAUAUGGUAGAGGAACAUCAUAUCUCCGAUUUUGAUGCUGGUUCCUUUUUCAUGCUUCAUGACUACGACAGCUCAGGGGCAUGGACAAUUGACGAAGUUCGCAGAACUUACGGGCUUGACGACGAUUCGAAUGCCAGCCUCUCGGAGCAGCGCAAGCAGGAGAUUCUUAAGGAAAUAUUCACCAUUUUUGACCCAAAUCAUACGGGAGUUAUAUCGCACAACGAAUGGAUGCUCCUGUCUCGUGAAGGAAAGAAGCUGCCGGACUUUGACACAGGCCCAGGGCAUCAUGGCGACUUGGAGUACGAAUAUGAAAUACAUCAUUUCGAAAAGUAUCACGGCGAAGGUGCGACAGAAGAGGACCUCACGCAUCCCGAGGACAUCGAGCACUUUCGACAACAUGACCAUGCAGAAAAUGCUCAGGUUCAGCUCGACAUAAUGGAACAAAUGGCCAUCGUUGAAACUAAUAUACCAGCCAAGUUCCUCAAGAGCCCAUCUGCAUAG